AAUUUGAAAAGUGAAGUGUACGCCGAGUAUAUUUGGAAAAUAUUUGUUAUGUUCUUAGCAAUUUUUCCGUGCAUAAGUCAUGGCUUGCACGAAGGAAGAAAUUGAAAAAAAGCGUCUCGCGGCACUGCAAAUACGACAAAGCAAGCUAACGAUUCAAAAUAAUGCAACAAGUUCGCCUGUUAAGUUAAAUUCUGAAACAAGCAGUGGACCUUUAGUAAUGUAUUAUCCGCCGUCUACGCCUGGUCGAGUGAAAAAUUACAAUCACAAUGCUAGUAAAACAUUUCAUCCUUAUGCCAAACCCGAAUGCAGUACAUCAAUGCAUAGCAAAAUGCCAUUAUCUAAAGUUGUAAGUGGCACUAUCUACUUGAUAUCAGAUAACCGUUUUGAAGUAAAUCCCUCGGAAUUCUGCACUCCACUUAUCAAUAUAUUCAAAUCUAUACCUUCUAGAAAUUAUGAUGCAAAAUCAAAGUUGUGGAACUUCUCAAUAGAUGAUUAUGAAGAGUUUAUGUCUAAAGUGAGUUCUUUGGCACCACAUGUGGUACUAGGACCUAUCCCUUCAUAUGUUUUAAAGGUGCUAUGUGAACAUACUAUGGAUCCUAACAGUAUAGACCUGUCCCCUAUUGAGUCUACACUUAGAAAUAAGCUAAUGCCUUUCCAAGAAGAUGGUGUCAGAUUCGGUAUCGCACGACGCGGACGCUGCAUGAUCGCGGAUGACAUGGGGCUAGGCAAGACUUUUCAAGCUCUCGCGAUCGCAAGCUACUACAAACACAAUUGGCCUUUGCUCAUUGGUACAACGUCAUCUAUGAGAGAGACAUGGCAGAGCAAAAUCCAUGAGCUGUUACCGUCUGUUCCUAUGAUGAAUAUAGCGACGCUAACUAGCGGGCGAGAUACGCAACUGGUUGCCGAUAAACAGACUGAAAUUGUAAUAGUUAGCUACAAAAUCACCAGUAUGCAUACAGAUUUGCUGAAGAGCAAGAACUUUGGCGUUGUUAUUAUUGAUGAAUCGCAUUACCUGAAAUCGCACAAAGCGCAAUGCACAGUAGCUCUAAACAGCAUCACACGAAACGCAUCCCGCGUGCUGCUGCUUUCCGGCACGCCGGCGCUUAGCCGCCCCGCAGAGUUGUACACGCAGUUGACCCUUAUUGAACCACGGCUCUUCCCCGGAUACACUGAAUAUGGUAAAAGAUACUGCGCGGGAAAGCAAACCAACUUCGGUUGGGAUAUGACGGGACAGUCGAACUUGGCUGAGUUACAAGUCCUGCUUCAAAAGAAGUUUCUCAUCAGACGCACAAAGGAACAGGUGCUUACCAAGCUGGAAGGAAAGAUCAGAGAAGCGGUAAUCCUAGAUCAGAGCCUCCUAGAUUUGACAAAGGAAGACCAACAAGGACUAUUAGAAAUGGCGCAGAACUACAAAACAACUAAAGCCAAUGAGAAACACGCCGCUUUAAUCACUUUUUUUAGCGAGUCGGCGAAGAUGAAAAUCCCUGCUAUAUGCAAAUACAUCAAACAGCAGUUGAAGGAAGAACCUGGCAAGUUUCUAAUAUUCGCACAUCAUAAGAACAUGGUAGACGCGAUAUGCCUCACAUUCGACGAAGAAGCGGUUCACUACAUCUGUAUCGUUGGUUCAACGCCUGCUAACGUUAGAGCUGACUUAGUAGACAAGUUUCAACACUCCGAGUCGUGCCGUGUUGCCGUGUUGUCCAUUACAGCGGCCAGUUCCGGUCUCACGCUCACCGCGGCCAAUCUCGUGCUAUUCGCCGAACUGCAUUGGAACCCUGGGAUCUUAACGCAAGCGGAGUCGCGCGCACAUCGCAUUGGGCAGACGGGUGGCGUGUGCGUGCGAUACCUACUGGCCAACGGUACAUCCGACGACUUCAUGUGGCCUAUGUUGCAGGAUAAACUUAAUGUUUUGAACAACGUGGGUCUCAGCGAAGACAAUUUUGAGGAUACGAAAACUAAACAUCAGGAAAGCAAAACCAAUAUAAUUCAGUAUCUAUCUUCGAGUUUUUCAAAGAACGAACGCGACUAUAUACCAGGAACGAAUAUCAGACAUGGCUCUAUCAAGGCAGACCAUCAUCACAUUGAACAAUCGGGCAAUUGUGAGAACAGCAUGAGUAUUGGAAACGGAUAUGAGGCGUUUUUGGAUGAUGAGGAAGGCGAUGAAUUAUUAGCAAACUUGGUUUUAUGAUACACUAUAAUAAUGUUUAAACUUAUACAUAUCCC
Messenger RNA from Hyposmocoma kahamanoa, 2223 nucleotides. RefSeq names its product SWI/SNF-related matrix-associated actin-dependent regulator of chromatin subfamily A-like protein 1 (gene Marcal1). The coding region runs from base 80 to 2188 and encodes 702 amino acids. Gene Ontology annotation, cellular component: nuclear replication fork. Gene Ontology annotation, biological process: DNA repair; replication fork processing. Gene Ontology annotation, molecular function: ATP binding; ATP-dependent chromatin remodeler activity. The record is from RefSeq and is a predicted model, not a curated record. Lineage: Eukaryota; Metazoa; Arthropoda; Insecta; Lepidoptera; Cosmopterigidae. The transcript is spliced from 14 exons.